CACGCGGCGGCACCAGUCGCUCCUCUCAAAUCGCGAAACACGUCCCGGCGCCCUCGAGGACGAAAAUCGCGAGUCCAGCUCUCUUUUUUUCUCUCUCUUUCUCUUUCCGCGCGCCUCUCUCUCUCUCUCACUCACUCACUCACUCACUCACUCACUCACUCACUCACUCACUCACUCACUCACUCACUCACUCACUCAGUCACUCACUCACUCACUCACUCACUCACUCACUCACUCUCUCUCUCUCUCUCUCUGUGCAUGUGUGUACGCGCGUGUGCUUGAUUUUUCCACCAACACCACCACUUCCACCUGCUACUUCGACUCUCUGUUUUUCCCAUCGUCGCGAGUUAUCCGAACAAUCGCGUCGUGUACGUAUACGGGUUAAAUCCAGAGGAGGGAGAAACGCGAAAGACGCGUCGCCAACGAGAUGGACCAGAAACAGGAGGACAUCGGAAAACGGUGAACGAAGAAAGAAUCGCGAAACGGAUACGAGAGAUUAUUUGGAACGGAAGUUGGGUGCGAGGAUCGAGGUUGGAGAGGAGUCGUUCGACUCUCGUCGGAAAACCUCGUAUGUAUCUCGAGGGCAACCGGAAGAGCUUGCGGAGACAUUUGUCCGCGUGCAAAUACGGUGCGUUUAGAUCGACUAAUUCGUCUUCGAUUGACGCGUUAUCUCGAGUGGGAUUAUCGAGUUACCAUGUGGAAAAGCACGAUCGGACGCGCAAUGUGCGCUACGUAGGUGUCGCGUGUGUUGACCGAGACGAGAACCGUUGAUCGUCGGUGAUCGUAGUGUUUGGGUUCUUUGUGCCGAAUGAAUAGCCAAUUUCCCAAUUGAAAAAUAUAGUCGCGAAUACCGUAUACCGUAAUCGCGAGGCCAUUACCACGGAACUAAAAUACUUUCCUCCUUCCAAAACGAUACAUCCGUCCAGUGCAAACAUCUCGAGAGACAACGAAGGCCGAAUAACGCAAUCCACAGGAUUUCGAAGACAGAUCGGGUCCAGAAGACGCCGCGCCGUUGCUGGUUAAAAAUAAGAAAAGAAAAGAAAAGAAAAGAAAAGAAAAGCAAAGAAAAGAAAAGCAAAGAAAAGAAAAGAAAAGAAAAGAAAAGAAAAGAAAAGAAAAGAAAAGAAAAGCGUGCCAAAGUGAAACAGCAAACUCGUUCAUCGAGGAGGUUGUUGCGAAUAAGAAAAGUUGGAGACUCGAUGCUCGCGUAGAAAGCGUGCGCGUAUAGAGUCGAAUUUGUAAUUCGCUAAAGAAAAUGAGACGGCAGAGAGAGAGAGAGAGAGAGAAAGGAAUCAGGAGAAGGAAAGGUGGCUUGGAGGAAUCGGCACGGGCGGCUUAAUAGUCUGAUAGUCUGAUAGGCUGAUAGGCUGAUAGGAGCGCGAGCUGCGAAUGAAAAAGCGCGCGAGAGCGUUGGCCGGGUCUCGCGAGGACGAAAAAUGAACGAAAGCGCGGUCUACCUACUCGGAUCGGAACAAGAGGUAAUCGUGCCGAGUAAACAGCUGAACAGAAGCUUUUACAGCGGCAGCUAUCCGUCGCAGAAUAGCAGUUACGAGGAUCUGUGGAACCUAGCCACGGACAGAGCCGGUUUAGCGAUAGUUUUGUUCGUAUUCUCGGUGGCCACCGUAUUCGGUAAUACGUUGGUGAUCCUGGCGGUGGUCAGGGAAAGAUACCUUCACACGGCAACCAAUUAUUUCAUCACGUCGUUGGCGUUCGCAGACUGCCUAGUCGGGCUGGUGGUGAUGCCGUUCAGCGCGAUCUACGAGGUGCUGGAAAACCGGUGGCUGUUCACGCACGACUGGUGCGACGUUUGGCGAUCGUUGGAUGUGCUCUUCUCGACUGCGUCCAUUUUGAACCUGUGCGUCAUCAGCCUAGACCGUUACUGGGCGGUCACCGAUCCGUUUACUUAUCCGAGAAGAAUGACCAGAAGACGGGCCGCUAUUUUGAUCGGCAUCGUCUGGAUCUGCUCGAGCGCGAUCUCGUUUCCGGCUAUCGCUUGGUGGAGGGCGGUAAGAACGGAAGAGGUGCCGGAGGACAAGUGUCCAUUUACCGAGCACCUGGGCUACCUGAUUUUCUCCUCCACUAUCAGCUUCUACGUGCCGUUAUUCGUGAUGGUGUUCACCUAUUACAAAAUCUACCGAGCCGCCGUGAUUCAAACGAGAAGCCUCAAGCUGGGCACCAAACAGGUUAUCAUGGCCUCCGGUGAAUUGGAGCUCACUCUGAGGAUACAUCGAGGGGGCGGGACCAACACGGACGCUAGGCAUCUCUUCCGGACCGCUUCGAGCACACCCGAGGAUCUGCAAGAUCUCGAGGAACCGCUGACGGCGAUACAGAACAACUGUCUAACCAGAGUACCAUCAACGAGGAUCACGAAGCAGCAUUUGGGAAAAAAUUUUUCCCUCUCGCGCAAGCUAGCCAAAUUCGCCAAGGAGAAGAAAGCCGCCAAGACUCUAGGGAUCGUGAUGGGCGUCUUCAUCAUUUGUUGGCUGCCGUUUUUCGUCGUGAACCUUUGGUCGGGUUUUUGCACGCAAUGCAUAUGGCAGGAGGAAAUCGUGUUUGCCGCCGUCACGUGGCUCGGUUGGAUCAACAGUGGAAUGAAUCCAGUUAUUUACGCUUGCUGGAGCAGAGAUUUUAGAAGAGCUUUCGCGAGGAUUCUUUGCGGCUGCUGCCCUAGACGAAUGAGACGACGAUAUCAGCCAGCAUUUAGAUGUAAACCAAGCCAAUACGUUUCCGGAACGAAUGUCGGCGGACAGGCCAGCAGCGUCAGUUACAGUAGCGUGAGUCAAAGCAGCGACGGUGGUACCGCGAGUGGGUUGGCAAGCGGCGGGAUCUGACGUCACACUGGGGCCCGGAACGGGCCUCGUCGAGAAAGAGCGAUUCGUUUUCGGGACACGUGAUUAUAGGAGAAGAGUCGUUCGGCGGUUCGAGCUAGAGAAAUUCCUCGAGACGUUUGGACGAGGAAAACAACGAUAACUCGUGACGGUUCUGUAUGCCCAAAGAAACGAUGAUCGAACGAUAUCAACUGGUAGCCGGUAACCGAUUACACGUUACGUACCUAGCCGUACCACCUGGCUGAGCCGCGCAACAUACAAAUCAACGGUUCGUCGCGUUGUGGAGGAAUAACGCCAACGGUGCGGUGCUUCUUGCCGCACUCGAUAAUACAUGUAGUAGUAUCCCAUCGAGUUUACGCGACGAAAAGUGGACCACGCGAAGGAGAGUGAUUACCGCUUCGCUCCUUCUUCUAUGCAUAUGUAUGCAUACAUACGUGUAUACCUACAGAGUGUAUUCUAAAUGGAUACGUAGGAUACGCUUUAGCGGCCGAUCGACGACACAAAUGUAACGAACAAACUUUACACAAAUCUAUUUCUUUCUAUUUCACUUUGCCGCCAAUUAUAACCACUUUUCAAAUCUGAUCAUUUUUCAUCUAACAAUAAAAUCGAGUCGAUACACCUAUCGUCAGAGUUGAAAGAUAACCAAUUGUACAUUACGUAGGUGAAACGUUUAGACAUACUCUCCGUAGCCUUUGUAUCAUCGAUUCACCGCUAAACCGAGAACCUGCCAAAUAUACUUGCACGGAUACAUCCUGUGUACAAGUAACAAGUAACAAGUAAUCUGCUGCAAACUGCAAACAAUUUAGCCGAUUUAGCGAAUCAAAGCACGCCGAAACAGUGCUGUACAUGUAUCCAUCGUAUCGUGCGAGCCAGCGAUUUUAUUUAUAAUAACAGUGCAAAGUCAUAUAAAUUAUUAUAUGUAUUAUAACACCUAAUGUACCAGCCUUGCAUUUCGUUCGUUUUUUACAUUCGGCUAAUUCUUCCUUUACGUUCCUUUGCAUUUGUAUUUGCAUUUGUAUUUGCUUAGAUAUACCAGAGCGUAUCUGCCAUCUAUCAUACAUGGAAAUCUUCAUCGAACAUGAUCGAAAUCGAUUACACAUCUGUCAAACUAUCAUCUAUCUAAUUUCACCCGAUUAUCGUAAUGGACAAUCUCUAUUCGAAAAAUGGACGUAUACCAGAUACCAAGUCCGUACCCUCUAUAGCCAAUAUUUUUCCAGAACGCGUAUUUAUUUGAUCAAAAUCAUCGUAAUACAUGUAUGUAGGUAUGUAGGUAUGUACCCGUCAGUGUACAUAAACCAUCGCCGUAUAACUGUAAAUAUUAGAAAACUUUAACGCGAACUAUGAAACGACACAAACGCGACUAUGUACGAGAAACUGUAAAAAAACGCGUAUUUCAAGCGAAUAUAUGUAUACAUGUAUGUAUAACUAUAUACAAAUACAUAUGUACAUACACGUUUCGCCGGUUAACGAUAAUUUCAAUAUUUUAUUCAACGUUAACUCCACUCUAUCGUGCUGAAAAUUCCGAUGAAUAAAAAGGAUGUAGUUACUUGUAGUAGUAAUGCAUGCGAUUUCAACAAAUCGAUUAUGAAGAAUACAAUGUUGAAAAGAUGCGAGGGUAACC
Hylaeus volcanicus is the source of this 4449-nucleotide messenger RNA. It is a transcript of the gene Dop1R2, whose product is annotated as dopamine receptor 2. Gene Ontology annotation, molecular function: adrenergic receptor activity. The record is from RefSeq and is a predicted model, not a curated record. The transcript has 5 exons. Gene Ontology annotation, biological process: adenylate cyclase-activating adrenergic receptor signaling pathway. The coding region runs from base 1437 to 2831 and encodes 464 amino acids. NCBI's taxonomy places the organism in Eukaryota, Metazoa, Arthropoda, Insecta, Hymenoptera, Colletidae. Gene Ontology annotation, cellular component: membrane.